GAAAUUCAAUUAAGGGAAAGUUCUAAGACCAUAAAUAAUUCUCUGGUCCGAAAACCAAAAAAUAUCUGCGAUAAUAGAAACUGUAGAUAAGCGUUUCGGGGAAGCGCCGAAUCAGGAAGAGCAAUACCCUCAGCUGCCACCUCACGGCGAUUAUCGGAAAUGAAUAUCCUAUCAAACCUCGCCAAAUUGGCUAUCGAUUCUACCUUCAACGACUCUCUCAAAGGCUUAACUGGUCAGAAGAAACUUUAUAAGACUGUGCAAGAGAGAUUGAAGUAUCCACCAGCUUCACUCCCCUUAAGUAACUGUAAUAAACCUGAAGAUGCAAAAUUAGAAGAGGAGAUGCGGAAAAAAAUAGAAGAUAUGCUAGAAGAUAUGGCCAAGUUAAAGCAGCAAAAUGAGACAUCAGCCAGAUGCGUAGAGGAAAAGGAGCCUCUGAGAAGGGGACCAAAUGAAGGCAGCAAGAAGUUGGGUGUUCUGGGACCUGAGAAGAAGAGAAUUUUUAUUCGGUCGCGGCUGUAAAAUGAAGCUAGUUUUGCUCAACCUCAGGAUGUGAAUCUUGAAAUCUUCAAAAUAAUUAUCUGUAUCAUAUCUAUGGAUGGUAUCCUCAGUAGUAUGGUGGAUAUAAGCAUUGCUGUUAUAUUCAUACCCUUUUCUGUAUUUCAGCUGUUGGUUUUUUCUUUUUGGUGUAUAUAGAGUUAAUUUAGAGCGUGCCGAGUAAGAUCCUUACAGGGUGGCAAAGUAUUACUUCAAGAGUUUUAACGUCGCUGCAUACUCAAGGCUCGAACUCGAGAAUUUAGUAAAGCUAGAAGACACCCUUAUCAUCUCAUCUAUAAGCUCUUAAGUUAGUUGUUAGGUUUUUUAUGUAUCCUAGGUUCUUUUUCUAACUGACUUUUAUUUAUUUAAUUUAUAGAUUUUAUAGUAAAUGUUUA
Molecule: messenger RNA, 929 nt
Organism: Ricinus communis (castor bean)
Lineage: Eukaryota; Viridiplantae; Streptophyta; Magnoliopsida; Malpighiales; Euphorbiaceae
Exons: 2
Coding region: 160-519 (119 amino acids)
Source: RefSeq, a predicted model, not a curated record